AUGAUGCUCAAAGCUGUUAUUCUGAUAGGUGGUCCUGAAAAAGGAACAAGAUUCCGGCCCCUUUCUCUUGACAUCCCCAAACCUUUAUUUCCUGUUGGUGGACUGCCCUUGAUUCAACAUCACAUAGAAGCAUGUGCAUCAACUCCAGGCCUGAAAGAAAUUUUACUCAUUGGAUUUUAUUCUGUUGCCCAAAUUCAGCCUUUUGUCAAUGAUAUGCAACAUCAGUAUAAUGUAACAAUUAAAUACCUUCAGGAAUUUGUGGCACUGGGCACAGCUGGGGGUCUGUUCCAUUUCAGAGAUCAAAUUCGUUCUGGCAGCCCUGAUGCUUUCUUUGUGAUGAAUGGUGAUGUUUGUGCAGACUUUCCACUUGUUGAUUUGUAUAACUUUCACAAAAGUCUACCUUCAAGUUGUAAUUCCAAAGCUCUGGUUACUAUCAUGGGUACAGAAGCCACUAGGCAGCAGUCUUUAAAUUAUGGGUGUAUGGUUACUAAUAAAGAAUCCCAUGAAGUUACCCAUUAUGUGGAAAAACCUAAUUCAUAUGUUUCUACCCUGAUUAAUUGUGGAAUUUACAUUUUCUCAUUGGAUGUUUUUCAAACUAUAGGAGAGAUAUUCACCAUGAAGCAAGAAGAAUAUUAUAAAAUUGGAAAUGGAAACAAAGAAGCAGGCAACCUUCAACUUGAACAAGAUAUUCUGGCCUCCCUAGCAGGAACAGGAAGAAUGUUUGCCAUGCAGACCAGUAACUGGUGGUCCCAAUUGAAGACUGCUGGCUCAGCUAUCUAUGCCAAUAGGCACUAUUUACAACUUUACAAAACCAAGCAUCCAGAACGUCUUGCUAUUUCUGAAGGUGCAGGUGAACAUUGCUCAAUUCUUCCAGAUGUCCACAUAGAUUCCACAGCUUCAGUACAUCCAACAGCUGUUUUGGGACCAAAUGUGAGUAUUGGCCCUGGUGUGACUGUAGGAUCAGGUGUGAGAAUACGAGAAAGCAUUAUUUUAUCUGAAGCAACCAUUGAUGAGCAUAGUUUGAUUCUUCAUAGUAUUAUUGGAAGAGGUUCCAGAGUAGGGAGAUGGGCUAGAGUUGAAGGAACUCCAUCUGAUCCUGACCCUAACAAACCAUUUGCGAAGAUGGAGAAUCCACCGUUGUUCAACAAAGAUGGCAGGUUGAAUCCAUCAAUCACCAUUUUAGGAUGUUCUGUGAGUGUGCCAUCCGAAACAAUUUUGUUAAAUACCAUAGUGCUACCAAAUAAAGAGUUAUCAAGAAGCAUUAAGAACGAAAUUAUAUUGUAA
Molecule: messenger RNA, 1284 nt
Organism: Phaedon cochleariae (mustard beetle)
Lineage: Eukaryota; Metazoa; Arthropoda; Insecta; Coleoptera; Chrysomelidae
Source: the annotation of a GenBank genome assembly